AUGACCUGGAAUUGCGACACAUCUUCGACCGUGACGUCGGUCAACUGUCUGGUGGCGAGCUGCAGCGUUUUGCCAUUGCUCUGGUGUGCGUCCAGCAAGCCGACGUCUACAUGUUCGACGAGCCGUCCUCUUUCCUCGAUGUCAAGCAGCGUCUUGCCGCCGGUCGAAAAAUUCGCAGUCUGCUCCGCCCUGAUGAUUAUGUCAUCGUUGUCGAGCACGACUUGUCUGUCCUUGACUAUCUCUCUGAUUUCAUUUGCGUUCUUUACGGAAAGCCUGCCGUCUAUGGUGUCGUCACCCUUCCUGCGUCGGUCCGUGAAGGUAUCAACAUCUUCUUGGAUGGUAACAUCCCCACUGAGAACCUGCGUUUCCGUGAGGAGUCUCUUCAGUUUCGAAUUGCCGAGGCCGGCGAUGAGUACAUGA
Molecule: messenger RNA, 420 nt
Organism: Bipolaris zeicola 26-R-13
Lineage: Eukaryota; Fungi; Ascomycota; Dothideomycetes; Pleosporales; Pleosporaceae
Exons: 1
Coding region: 1-420 (139 amino acids)
Source: RefSeq, a predicted model, not a curated record